UACGGAGCGGAGGUGCGCCUGCUGUGCCGGAGGCUGAUGAGGGCGCUGUCGGCUGGGCUUGGACUGCAAGAGGGCUGCCUUGCAGCGGCGUUCGGCGGAGAGGAGGAUGAAGAGGGAGCAUGCAUGCGCAUCAACUUCUACCCCAAGUGCCCGCAGCCGGAGCUGGCCCUCGGCUUGUCGCUGCACUCCGAUCCCGGCGGCCUCACGGUGCUCUUCCCCGACCACCAUGCCAAGGGACUUCAAGUCCGCCGCCCCGGAGACGGCACCUGGGUCACCGUCCGCCCGCUCCCCGACGCCUUCGUCGUCAACGUCGCCGACCAGAUCCAAAUAUUGAGCAAUGCGCGAUACAAGAGUGUGGAGCACAGGGUGGCGGUGAACGCCGAGAAAGAGCGCAUGUCGGCAGCCUACUUCUACAACCCCAGGAGCGACGUGGCCGUCGAGCCGCUGCCGGAGGUCGUGGAGGCCAGUGGCGGGGCGGCGCUCUAUCGGCCGAUGACCUUCGAUGAGUACCGGCUGUACAUUCGGCAGAAGGGGCCACAGGGCAAGUCCCAACUAAGUGAACUCUAUCAAGACUAAGUUCAUAUUAAUUACAGCAACAGACUAAGUUCAUAUUAAUUCAGCAAUUGACCUAGGGCAGUGAAAAUUUUAAAAGACCUACCUUAUUUUCUAAUUUUCCAAAUAAUAUAAUU
This is a messenger RNA of Zingiber officinale, 689 nucleotides long. Its product is annotated as jasmonate-induced oxygenase 2-like. Lineage: Eukaryota; Viridiplantae; Streptophyta; Magnoliopsida; Zingiberales; Zingiberaceae. The coding region runs from base 37 to 576 and encodes 179 amino acids. Gene Ontology annotation, molecular function: dioxygenase activity. The record is from RefSeq and is a predicted model, not a curated record. The transcript is spliced from 2 exons.